Molecule: messenger RNA, 1349 nt
Organism: Tripterygium wilfordii
Lineage: Eukaryota; Viridiplantae; Streptophyta; Magnoliopsida; Celastrales; Celastraceae
Product: putative F-box/FBD/LRR-repeat protein At1g78760
Exons: 2
Coding region: 344-1342 (332 amino acids)
Molecular function (GO): protein binding
Source: RefSeq, a predicted model, not a curated record
GUAUAAUGCAAAUAUAACUAACUGACUAACUGCCUGGCCCAAAAACUAAAACAGUCCCAUGAACCAAAUCAACCCAAGCCCGGCACUACAAGUAUAAAACCUUAUUGCUAGGGCAGGGGCAGACUGAAAGGAAAUUCUUGAAGACCCGAGGCGAAAGUUUUUUUUUGAUAGGUGACCUGAGGCGAAGACACCGAAGAAGCACCAGGCGAUGACCACCGGAGAAGACGAUGCCCAUCGGAUUUAACAAUUGCUAGUGUUUUCUGUCGAGGGUCAAAGUUUUUUUUUUUUUGCAUAUCUCAUUCUUUCGGCAUCUAGAACUUGUUUAUUUAUUAUUUGAAGAGUGAUGUUUAAGCUUAUAACGGGAAGAAGGUGGGUAGAGAGAUCUGUCCGUGCAAAAAAACAGGAGAUCUGGGAGAAGAGAGAAUAUGACAUAGAGGAGGAUAAGUUAAGUGGAUUACCAGAUGAAGUUCUAUUGUCCAUUCUGUCUCUCUUGUCAUUGAAAGAAGCAGCAAGGACUAGUGUCCUUGCACGACGAUGGCGCAGGGUUUGGACUUUUAUUCCCAUAUUGAAUUUUGAUGCUUCACCGGCCUUACUUGCCCUGAAGGAACGAUGGAGAAUGGUAGGAUCCUUUGAUAACAAGAUGCUUGCUGUGGAAAGGGAUAAAUAUGUCGAUUGGGUAAAUCUUGCCUUGGAGGCAUAUCAGGGAUCUUCCAUAGACGAACUUCGGGUUCGAUUUGAUUUGGAUGAAAUUCAUAGUUAUGAUAUUGACAAAUGGGUUUACUUUGCAAUUGAAAAGAAAGUUAAACGGCUGGUGAUGAAGUUUCAGAAGUGCAUGGCUUAUGUGUAUAAUGAAAAGGUUUACUCUUUCCCCCCAUUACGUGACACUUUUAAGACGCUGCAUUAUUGUAGAUCCCUUAUAGCUCUAGAGUUGAAUUGUGUAAACAUAAGUGGAGGUGUUGUUGAAUACUUUAUAGCUAGUUGCCCAUAUCUUAGGCAAUUAUCAGUUAAAUAUUCAGAUUCUCUUGCUGAUCUUAAAGUUUCUGGGGAAUCACUUUGCUUGGAGUACUUGAAGAUAGUACGUUGCAACAAAUUGAAAAGCAUAUAUAUCUCUGCAGAAAAUCUCUUAUCAUUUGUGUAUUCUGGUCCUACGAUAAAGAUCUCUUUUGCGAAUGUACCCAACCUUGUCGAACUAUCUUUUGAUCGGAUUUAUGCUCUACGUUACUUACCUCAGGCUUCAAAUUUUGCAGCUCAACUAGUGACACUUGAACUAAAAGUGCUAAUGCCCGAGGUUAGCAUACUAAAUUAUGUUUUCUUAGUUUUUGUUCCCCUAGAUUUCUUUUGAUUGGAAC